Molecule: messenger RNA, 2458 nt
Organism: Sitophilus oryzae (rice weevil)
Lineage: Eukaryota; Metazoa; Arthropoda; Insecta; Coleoptera; Curculionidae
Gene: Epp
Product: protein UBASH3A homolog
Exons: 12
Coding region: 56-2170 (704 amino acids)
Molecular function (GO): protein binding
Source: RefSeq, a predicted model, not a curated record
UGAUAGAUGUUUGACAAAUGUGUCAGAACUGUCAGGACCUAAAAUUGUUGUUUUGAUGCUCAGAUUUUAUGUUUGUCAAUUUAAAAAAGUCACAAUUCCAAAAUGGACAUGCUCCAUGGCAUCAUUACCACCAAGAAGAAAUCCAACUCCAACAAAAAUCUCGAAACAGAAUCUUACUCCAUUUCAAAUAUUAUUGCAAAUGGGUUUUCCUAAACACAGAGCAGAAAAAGCCUUAGCUGCUACGGGCCACAGAGGAGUACAGCUGGCCUCGGACUGGCUUUUAGCUCACGUAAAUGAUCCACUUCUAGAUGAUAAUUCACCUAGAGAAUACAUCCUUUACGUUUGUCCAACGGGGACGUUCCUCAACCAAUUACAGUCGUUUUGGUUAAAGUCAUUUAAUUUGUGUGGAUGGAAUGGAGCCCACAAUUUCACACCUCACAUUACCUUAGUCUCAUUUUUUAAAGCCCCUGACGAGGACGCUCUCCAUCUUGCGCUGAGUCUUAAGACAGUCAUGGAACGACAGGGAGCUGUACUAAAUGAAUCUCUUAAACUAGAAAGUUACAUGUCGCCAAACUUUAUGGGCUUUUUUGUAGCUGAGGAGCAUGCAGAUUACUUAAAGAGAAUUGCUAUGCAGUAUGUUAAGGAAGUAUCAAAUGCUAUUAUUAGUGACACUUAUGAGCAGUUUGAUGCUCUGACUGCUUGUUUUCCCUGGUGUACGACCACUACGGCUCGCUGUAUCCCAAGGGGCAGCAGAUCUAUCAAUUUGGAGCCUCAUGUAAAAUCACUACAUCUUACACUGGCCUAUCAGUUUCCUAAUUCACAAUAUCAACAGCUAAAGGCUCUUGUAGAGGAGUUAGAUUCUAAUGUUUCGUGCAACUGGGAGCUGAGGUUGUAUUCAAGAGACCCUAGAAUUACUGGCAAGCAAGUAUACAAGGUUAUUCAUCCGUACACUCCCACAGAAUGUGAUGAACUUGAGCUGAGAACAGGUGAUUACUUAUAUUUAAGCAGUGAGGCCUUGGCAAAUUCCCCUGAUUGUUGGGUGGAAGGGACAUCUUGGUUAACAGGCCUAUCAGGUUUAUUACCAGAAAGUUAUACAGAGAGGACCGCAGAGUCUGAUGCCUGGACCUUACACAAGAAAGUGUCAAUAAACAGUGUGACACCUACUGCAAAUCCAAAGCAAGUUGAGCUUAAAUCAUCAGGUGCAUCUUCUGCAUCAAAUUCUAGUAUUGAGCCGUCAGUAUUAAAUAAUGAAGAGGUUUCAGCACCUUCACCGCCUAUAGUACAAGAGAUUGAGAUGGAAUUGGGAUCAAUCAAGGAGAAUUUUUAUGAGAAUCUCAUUGACAUUCAAAGACACAUAAUGGCAGAAGAUGUUGUAGGGGAACCGACAUAUCGUAAUGUCUUUAUUAUGAGACAUGGUGAGCGUAUAGAUUUCACUUUUGGCAGUUGGGUACCUUAUUGUUUUGAUGAGACGGGCAAUUAUGUUAGAAAAGACUUAAAUAUGCCCAAAUUAUUACCAGAACGAAAAGGUGGUCAAAAAGCUUAUGCCAAAGAUUCUCCUCUAACAAACAUGGGAAUGUUUCAAGCUAGAUUAGUGGGGGAGACACUCAAAGAUCAGAAUAUUACCAUUGAUCAUGUUUAUUGUUCGCCAUCUUUUAGAUGUGUUCAGACGUGCGACUCGGUCUUACAAGGAAUGCACAGAAAGAAUGAACUGCUGAUCAAAAUUGAACCAGGGUUAUUUGAAUGGAUGGCAUGGUAUCCUCCAGAAACAGUGCCAGAUUGGAUGACACCAGAAGAAUUGACCAAAGCAGGCUAUAAUAUAGACGAAAAUUACGUUGCUAUGGUAUCGGAGCAGGAAAUAAAAGACAGCCGAGAAAAUUGUGAACAAUUCUAUCUCAGAAGUGCCUUUGUAACCAGAAGUGCGUUAUCGUCUGACCCAAGGGGAAAUGUGUUAUUGGUUGGUCACACAGCGACUUUGGACACCUGUUCAAGAGAAUUAAUAGGAAAAAAGCCCAGAUCAGGCAGUGAAAUGACUAAAGUGAUUCAGAAAAUUCCUUACUGUAGUAUGGCGCUAGUAAGGGGUAAGGAGGAUAAGUGGGAGCUUCAUGAACCCCCUUGUUUGCCUUUGACGCACUCUGUUAAUCAGAGAUUCGAUUGGAAGGUUCUUCUGUAGGAAAACUAUGGGUUUUUGUUGUUUUUCAAGGAUUAAAGAGAUUAAGUGUACAAGCAUUAUUUUCUCAAAUUAUCAGUCUUGUUUUAAGUUAAUUUGUACAAAUUAUAAUUAUUGUUGUUUAUAACUUAAUAUUUAAUGUAAGCUGGGAUGUUUAUGUCCUACAUAAUCAAAACUUAUAUAUUUUCAGCAAUAUUCAAAAUAUUUCAGAUUUUAUAAAAACCAAAGCUUCUUUUUAUAUUUACAUAAUAUGUGAAAAAUAUAUUGAAAGAAAAUAAACACUUAUUAACU